Egretta garzetta (little egret) is the source of this 1704-nucleotide messenger RNA. RefSeq names its product microtubule associated scaffold protein 2 (gene MTUS2). The record is from RefSeq and is a predicted model, not a curated record. The transcript is spliced from 15 exons. Gene Ontology annotation, molecular function: microtubule binding. Gene Ontology annotation, cellular component: cytoplasm; nucleus. The coding region runs from base 1 to 1704 and encodes 567 amino acids. NCBI's taxonomy places the organism in Eukaryota, Metazoa, Chordata, Aves, Pelecaniformes, Ardeidae.
AUGUCCGGUUUACAAACAGGAGAGAAAAUGGAGAUGGACCAAAGUAAAGGUCUGAAGAAAGAAGUACAAAAAGAUCAGGAUGCUAACAGACCAGCUGUCUCAUCCCCUAAGAGAUCGAUGGUAACAGCCACCAAGCUCCAUUCGCCAGGCUAUUUUGCACCUGGUGAGAUUACAAAGAAAGAUCCAAAGAAAGAUUUGUUGCAGAGAGUGUCAAACCAGCAGCUGACCAGCGUUUAUAACGGACAUCCCAAGCAAAGGCCAGCCACCCCAAAGAAUGGAUUCUCCCCCAAACCAGGAGAGAGUCGAGAUGCUGAAAAGCAGUUUGUUCAGAGGUUGAAGGAAAAGUGUGAUGAGCAGUCCCGGCAAUUAAGCAAUAUUCGAGAUGAGCUUAAAAGGGCCAGCUGUGGUUUUGAUGUCUUUGCGAUAACAACACAGCACUUUUUCAGACAGAGUAUUCAGUUUUCUUUUGAGAAAGGUCAACCAGAGGAGCUCUUGUCCUUAACAGACAAGAAAAUACGAGAAAUAAAUGUGGAAAUAGGCAUGAACAUCAGGCCAUUAGUGGUGCCUGUAGAGAAUGAAAAUGCCCUUGUGAAAAUAAAGGAGUUAGGAGUCGAGCUUGCAAAGAUCAGGGAUGAAGUGGGAGCUAUAGAGCUUGAAAGGGACACCAAGUCCCUCUUAGUGCUCCAGAAAACAUCAGGAUCAGAGCAGGACCCCAGUAGCGAUAUCCGUGUGGACAUACUGAGCAAGUCUGGAUAUUGUUGUCCAAUCUUUGCAACCCUCAAUGCAGCGAGAUGGAAGAAAUUGCAGAGCGAGAAGGAGGAGCUGGAGAGGCGCUUUGAGGAGGAGGUGAAGCAGCUUCGCAGGCAGCAGCAGGAGGAGCUGCAGGUGCUGGAGCAGCGGCUGCAGGACGAGUACAACACCAAGCGGGAGAGCCUGCAGGAGCAGCACAGGCUGCAGCUGGAGCAAGUCAAACUGCAGCAUCAGGAUCAGGUGGAAGAUAUCACAGCUCUACACGAAGCUGCAAUGUUACAGCUGGAAAAUAACCACAUAGUCGCCAUUACAGUACUGCAGGAUGAGAAUGACUGCAAGAUUCAAGAACUGCAUACUGCUCACAAACUGGAAAAGACACAAUUAGAAGAGAAUUUUGAAAAACUGCGGCUGUCCCUCCAGGACCAGAUAGACACCCUCACCUUCCAGAACCAUUCUCUUAAGGCCAAAGCAGACCGAUUUGAAGAGGCUCUGAAGAAAAACACCGAGGAACAACUGAAGAUUGUACGAGCUCCAUACCUGCACUUAGAAAAAGAUCUGAAGAGCUUAAAACAUGUUCUGGAAAUGAAGAACCAUCAGAUUCACCAACAGGAGAAGAUGAUUAUGGAGCUAGAAAAACAGGCUGAGAAAAAUUUAAAACUGGAAGAAAAAAUCACCAUGCUGCAACAGCAGAAUGAAGAACUCAGAGCCAGGAUUGAGCAAAAUACUGUCAUAACAAGGCAAUUGUCAGAGGAGAAUGCCAAUCUUCAAGAAUACGUUGAGAAAGAAGUGGAGGAGAAGAAGAAGCUGAGCAGGACUAAUGAAGAGCUCCUCUGGAAGCUGCAGGAGGGAGAUGCCGUGAGCCCCGUGAAACUCCCACCCACAUCAUCCACUUCUUUUUAUCGCUGCUCAUCAGGGAACUCCUCUCCAGCAAAAGUCAGAACCUUGCGGCGAUGA